AGUCAAUAUUGCCGCGAGGCUGCAUCAGUAGUAGUGGAGAAAUCGUAAAUGGAGGGUAACAAUUUUCAGCGUAUUUCUCAUCAGCAAUCAGAACCUGCUCGCCGGGGUCUUCUUAAAUCAGAUUUGGCUGCAAAGGGGGAGGUGAAGGAUGGGGAGGGAGAGGCAGUAGUGAUAGGUGGUAUGGUGUUGGACAUAAAUGCCACCCCUUCUGUACCUGCCAAACCCAGGACUACUACCCCCGGAAAGGUCCUUUAUGCAUUAGGUGGUGUAGCAAGGAAUGUUGCUGAGUGCAUGUCCAAGCUUGGAACAAAGCCCUAUAUGAUAAGUGCUGUUGGACUUGACAUGGCAGGAAAUUUGCUGUUGGAACAAUGGAAAUCAGCUGAAUUAUCCACAGAAGGCAUCCAAAGGCAUCAAGAUAUUGAGACAGCUGUUGUGUGCAACAUCUUUGAUGGUAAAGGAGAGUUGGCUGCUGCUGUUGCUAGUGUGGAUGCAAUUGAGAAAUUUCUCACUCCUGAAUGGGUUUGGAAGUUCAGUUGGAAAAUACGUUCUUCUCCAGUAUUGAUGGUUGAUGCAAACUUAAGUUCUCCAACUUUGGAAGCAGCUUGUCAAUUGGCAGCAGAAUCCAAAACUCCAGUGUGGUUUGAGCCUGUAUCGGUUGCAAAAUCCAAACGAAUUGCUUCAGUUGCCAAGUAUGUGAGUUUUGCUUCACCUAAUGAAGAUGAGCUAAUAGCCAUGGCAAAUGCUCUGUCUUCAGCUGAUGUAUUUUCCCCAAUCAAGAGGGAGGAUAUCCAUAUCAAGCUUUCAGUGAGAUCAUUGUUUCAAAUGCUUAGGCCUGCAAUUCAGGUUUUGCUAGAGAAAGGUAUUAAAGUCAUAGUUGUAACUCUUGGAUCAGAUGGGGUAUUCUUGUGCUCUAGUGAAAAGCAUGAAUUUGACAGUCUCAACUUUAGGGAUGUAAAAUCUCAUUCUUUCAGCAGACAAUUGUAUGAAAUUGUAAAUUCAAGUUGCCACCGCAAUGGGAUUCUGAAUGUUACAAGGUCCAAAGGAAGCUUCUAUGCCUUACAUUUUCCAGCACUUUCUGCAUCUGUGGUGAGGCUUACUGGUGCUGGAGACUGUUUGGUUGGUGGAACAAUAGCGUCAUUAUGUGCUGGUUUAGAUGUCAUGCAAAGUGUGGCUGUUGGUAUUGCGUCUGCAAAAGCUGCUGUUGAGGCAGAUAGCAAUGUACCUGCAAAGCAUUGUUUGACCAAUAUUGCAGAUGAUGCGAGAUUGGCGUAUUUUGGUGCCAGACCUGUGUUCUGCCCAUCAACGUUGUGAGUUACAUCAUAAUCCAGUUGUGGUGUAAAUAGCUGCAGGUGCAGAAUUUAUUCUCUGUCACUGAUUAAACAGAAAAUGAACUCAAGCGGGUCGAAGGAUAUGCAGUUCAGAAGGGAGCGAGUUAUUUACCCCAAUAUUAUAAACACUGUAAAACUCAAGAAUGGGUACAUUUUCCUCUUCUCGUGUUCUCAGUGUAUUUAUACACUCAUUGAGCAAUUGUAUCCCAUUUGUAUUUAUUACCAAAUUCAUAAAUUUCUCCUGAUUAACAGGAUGUAUCCCAUCCGUAAACUUCUGAUUGCAUGUGAUGCAUCUCAUCGGUCCUCAGUUGAAAUGUUCAAUGCUGGGGUUAUUUAUUCAGAAA
Messenger RNA from Coffea eugenioides, 1672 nucleotides. Its product is annotated as pseudouridine kinase. The record is from RefSeq and is a predicted model, not a curated record. NCBI's taxonomy places the organism in Eukaryota, Viridiplantae, Streptophyta, Magnoliopsida, Gentianales, Rubiaceae. Bases 49 to 1311 code for a protein of 420 amino acids. Gene Ontology annotation, molecular function: kinase activity. The transcript has 9 exons.